Messenger RNA from Nematolebias whitei (Rio pearlfish), 1843 nucleotides. RefSeq names its product DCN1, defective in cullin neddylation 1, domain containing 2b (gene dcun1d2b). The transcript is spliced from 7 exons. Gene Ontology annotation, molecular function: cullin family protein binding; ubiquitin-like protein binding; ubiquitin conjugating enzyme binding. NCBI's taxonomy places the organism in Eukaryota, Metazoa, Chordata, Actinopteri, Cyprinodontiformes, Rivulidae. The record is from RefSeq and is a predicted model, not a curated record. Gene Ontology annotation, cellular component: ubiquitin ligase complex. Bases 1 to 813 code for a protein of 270 amino acids. Gene Ontology annotation, biological process: protein neddylation; positive regulation of ubiquitin-protein transferase activity.
AUGGGUUCAGCGUCCCAGAGAGGCUGCGUGUUCCUGCGGGGAGCAGACGCCUUCCUGAGUCUGAGCGCCACGACUGACACCGGGAACAAUCAUGCUGCUGUGCGGCCGCCAGCCCCCCCUGUCCCAGCAGGCGUUCCCCGGAGGUCAGCACGGACAACUUCUUCCAGAACCUGGACCGGUACUACAAACAAAGAACCCAUGAAAACCUCAGUGGACCGAAAGAAGCUGGAGCAGCUUUACAACAGCUACAAAGACCCUCACGAUGAGAACAAGAUCGGCAUCGACGGGAUCCAGCAGUUCUGCGAUGACCUGGCUCUGAACCCGGCCAGCAUCAGCGUUCUGGUGGUGGCCUGGAAGUUCAGAGCAGCCACACAGUGCGAGUUUAGCAGGAAGGAGUUCCUGGAAGGCAUGACGGAGUUAGGCUGUGACAGUCCUGGGAAACUGAAGGCCAUCCUGCCCAGGCUGGAGCUGGAGCUGAGAGAUGCUGCCAAGUUUAAAGACUUCUACCAGUUCACCUUCAGAUUCGCCAAAAAUCCAGGCCAGAAAGGUUUAGACCUAGAGAUGGCUGUGGCCUACUGGAACCUGGUUCUGACGGAUCGGUUCAAGUUCCUGGAUCUGUGGAACCGCUUCCUCCUGGAGCAUCACAAGCGAUCGAUUCCUAAAGACACAUGGAACCUCCUCCUGGACUUUGGCAACAUGAUUGCAGACGACAUGUCCAAUUAUGACGAGGAAGGGGCCUGGCCCGUCCUCAUCGACGACUUUGUGGAGUUUGCUCGGCCGAUUUUGAUGGCGAAUAAACGCAACGCGACAUAAUGUUUGCUUCACGAGGUGGAUGCAGUUCGUCUUUUCCUGAUGGAGACUUUUGAAACAAACGAGCCACAAAGAAACCACGUCCGAGUAAGCCUGCCCGCAGUUUGAGAUCAAUCUGCACAAAGUUGCCUCAGAAAGGGGAGUAAAACGGAAACGCUUUUAGUCGGAAAAGAGGCUCGGCAGGAGAGGGAUGGCUUUGUUGUUUUUGUCAUUUGCAAGAGUGGACAGACUCUGGAGUUGCGAUAAGAAAACGAUGAGAACACCAAGACGAGCAGCGCCUGUGGACUCGUUAAGCACAGCGUGAAUGAGCUUUAUUAAAUGAGGUAUAAACGCAGGGAGACCUGGUCGUGAAGGUAAAUCUGCAUGUUUUUAACGCGACGCUGAGAUAAAACGACUGCGCUCUGUCGCAAUAAGAGCUGAGAAAUUGUAUUGUUUGUGUGUGUUUGGGUGGGGCCUGAAAUGUUUUUCCUCCUGUGUUUAACGUUUUGGUAAUUUGCAGAGUGAGUGAAAAAUCAUUUUGUAUUGAGGCCGAAAAAAAAAAAUAGGAUGAAAUUUUAGAACAGAACCAUUUAAAGCAUAAGAAGCAUUUGGAAAUGUAAUUUUUAAACCGCUAAAGCUUUUAUUUAGUUGUUUUUGCGUCAUGUAGUCACCUGAACUCUAAGGUCUGACAUUAACUAUCCUGUGUGAUGGAGAGCAUUCACACCUGGCAGUAAACGUUACCUGCUCUGUGAGCAGAUGGAGCCUCGUAACUCCGUGGACUCUGUGAGCAAAAAGACCUCCUGAUUUUAUCAUUAACAAGUUUCAAACGCAUUUGUGUGGAGUUCUUUUUAGCACAGAACUUGAAACCAACUUAAUUACCUAACAGACGCAAUAUAUGAGAAACGAAGGUACAUGCACAAUGAUUAGUGACUUCACAGAGCAAAAAUGGAAUAUUUUAACCCAUAAACCUCCACCAAAGUUAAAAAAUGUGCCUUGACAGCCGCCUCUGCGCUUUCUGUGUCGUCGCUGUAAACAUAAAGCCACACUGGGUUUA